This is a messenger RNA of Prorocentrum cordatum, 4844 nucleotides long. The record is from the annotation of a GenBank genome assembly. Lineage: Eukaryota; Dinophyceae; Prorocentrales; Prorocentraceae.
GCGGCCCUGCAGGAGCUGCAGCGAGUGGUCGGUGAGCAGGCAGCCCAGAUCCAGAGACUGACGGAGGGCGCCCAGAGGCCAGAAGCAGGGGCCGACGACAAACGGCUCGAGAGUAUCGUGGACACGAAGAUCCUGAGCAGGAUUGGGAUCUUCUCGGGCGCUGAUGAGGAAUGGAGGCAAUGGUGCUUCGUGUUCGAAUCGACGGCAGGGCUCGUCGACCUAGAGCAGAUCAUGACGCACUGCGAGGUCACAGAGGAGACUGAGCUAGGCUGGGCGACACAGUCGGAGAGGGUCCAGCUGAGAAUGAAGGUGCUGUACCACCUGCUGAUCGCCACGACGAGAGGCAAGGCCCUCACGAUUCUCCAGAUGGUGCCGAAGAACAACGGUGCCAUAGGCUGGAAAAAGUUGAAAGAAGAGUACGAGCCGAAGUCUGGCGGAAGGCUGACGGCGAUGCUCAUGGGAGUGCUGAAGCCCGAGUGGGAGACGGCCAUCAGGGGCGGCGUCCGCACCUGGGAGGCAGCCUGGAAGGAGUCGGAGAAGAGCGUCUCGCUCUACGAGGACGUGAAGGCCGUGGUCCGCCAAGCCCUGGGGGCGAUCGGCCAGGACUACAACAAGCUGGCCAAGGUCGUCACGGACUACAUCGCCAGUGGCAAGGUCUACGAGACCACGGGAGCGCCCCACGGCAUCCAGUACGACGGGCCCAUGCCUAUGGACGUUGGGCUGGUGAAUGAGAAUGGAAACGUAGGUGGCAUUUUCAAACCUCCAAAGGGGCACGGCAAGCAAGCGAGGAUUGAUGCCGGAAAGGGUCGGGACAUGGAUCGCGACACCUGUAAGAACUGUGGCGAGCGAGGCCAUUGGUCAAGAGACUGCUGGGCCCCAGGAGGUGGAUCAGCGAACCAGAUGAAGGGCAAGAGCAAGGAUAAGAAAGGCGGCAAGGGAGGCAAGGAUAAGAAAAAAUGCGACAAGUGCGGGAAGCCAGGCCACGAGGCCAAGGACUGCAGAUCACACAUCAAGUGCGACAGGUGCGGGAAGCAAGGCCACAAGGCUUCGGAGUGCAGAUCGAAGCCAGAGAAUGCUGAAGUCAAGAGGAUAGUCAACGAGGAGGACGAGCUGUGGGUCAUGGGCGUCGCUGAGAGUGUGAACACCAUCAGUGACAGCAGCAAGUACGUGUGGGUCUCGAUCGACAGCGGGUCGGACGCCGAUGGGUGUCCCCUCGGCUUCGGUCACUCGAGCGACGACGUCGACGAUCCCACUAGAGUGGAGCUGAGGACGGCCACGAACGACGAGAUCCAGGAUUACGGCGAGCGGAACGUCGGCAUCGCGUUCCUGGACGAGACAGGCCACGAGGUGAUGGCCACGAACCGAUUCCGCAUCGGGGACUUCAGCAAGCCUGUGCUCAGCUGCGGCAUCAGGGUCAUGAGAGGGGCUGCCAUCCACCUUGAGACGGGGAACAGCUACAUGGCCCCGCCAAGCGUGAAUGACAUUCAGAGGAGGAUACCCCUGACGAUGAUAGGGAAGAGCUUCUACGCGAAGUGUCGGGUGCUGGAGGAACUGCGGAGGCUUGGGAUCAUCGAUGCAGCCAUCUACGGCACCAAGGAGCAGCUGUGGGAGAGGCUCGUCAAGUGCGAUCACCAGCUGGAUGAGAAGAUGAAGGUCAAGAUGGCCCUCGAGGAGCGCCAACGGCGACUCCAGGAAGGCGUUGAUCCCGAAGUACCGAGGGCGCUGAAGAUCCCAGAGAGACCAGGCGCGGAGACCGUGAGGAAGCAGGAGCUCACCCGCGCGAAGUUCGAGCCCUGGUGCCUGGAGUGCGUGUUCGGAAAGGGAGAUGCUGCACCCCAUCGGGGAGUCCAGUUUCUCACGGACAAGGAGCCAGAGGUGCCUGUCGUGCAGAUAGACUACCGCUUCUUGAAGGACGACGGCCAUGAGGCAGAGGAUGCGGCCAACCGCUUCUCCACCACGCUGGCCGUCAUCGACUUCGACGCGGGCGUCCCUCUGCAGCUCAGCCUUCCAGAGAAGGGAGGCAACCAUGACUAUGCGGCGACCUCGAUCGCGAGCUUCCUCAGGAGGCUGGGCGCCGCGCAGCUCAGGCUCAGGAGUGACGGAGAGCCGAGCAUCGUCAGAAUAGCGAACGCGGUGGCGGCCAAGAGGCUCAAGUUCGGCAACUACAAGGUCACAGUGGAGCAGGCCCCCAGGUACUCGUCGCAGUCGCUCGGGGCCGUGGGGGCGCAGCAGAAGAUCUUGCAGGGCCAGACCAGGGCGAUCAGAGUUGUUACAGAGAAGGUGAUGGGUAUCAAGAUAGGACCAGGUCCUGUUUUGUGGCCGUGGCUUGUUAGACACGUGGGCUUCAUCACGGAGAUGUUCCACAUAAAGUCAAACGGACGGACUCCUCAUCAGGAUGCGACUGGCACCAAGUAUCAUGGCGUCGUCCUGAGGUUCGCAGAGGCCGCCAUGUUCAAGCAUCCGAUGUCGUCGAGUGGCCAGAUGACUGGAGGCAGGCGCAGUCGCAAGUCAAAGUCGAUGUGGGAGAAGGGCAUCUUUUUGGGCAAGACCUACGAGAGCGACGAGUUCCUCAUGGGGGCGAGCAGCGGGGUGCAGUUGGUCAGGGCCGUGCGCAGGCUCCCAGAGGAAGGCCAAUGCGACCUCGAGCUCGUGGCCAAGAUGGUCGGGGUCCCCUGGGGCCGAGGCAUCGGCCAGAUCGGAAGGCCGAAAGGCAAGAGGGUGGUCAUUCUCCCAACUGCCCCGCCUGAGAAGAAGCAGGAGGAGGCAGAGGUCGACGACGCCAAGGAGGAGAAGAAGGUCCCAGACACCGCGGUUGAGAAGGGAGUUGCCGAGGACGGGCGCAGCUACGCGAGUGCCAGGAGCAGGACAGGCAGCGGCCACAUGGAGGAUGCGGGGCGCCCCACACCGAGGCAAGAGGCAGGCGGCAGCUCAUCAUCUCGUCCCGCCCAGCCGACUGGGGAGUCAGAGGUCCCAGAAAUCGAGAUGGGCACCGUUGGAGGCGUCGACGGCUUCGUGAUGGACGAGAUCGACCCGAUGCCCGUCAUGGAUCCAGAGAUGGACAUCGACUGGCACGAGGGCGAGUACGACGUUGACCUCAUCAAGGCAGGCAAGUGCAAGGAUAUCAACACGAUGCAGGAGUUCGAUGUGUUCGAAGCUGCGUCGCCUGACGAGAUAGACUCUACCUGGACAAGGCUGUCGACCAAGUGGGUGUACCAGGAGAAGGGCGAAGAGAUUCGCUGUCGCUUCGUCGCCAGGGAGUUCAAGAGCAUGGACCCCGAGCGCGAGGGGUUAUUCACGCCGGCCAGCGAACCCACGACUGGCAGGCUCAUAGAUUUCAAGGCGGUGAAGCGGAAUCAGCCCACCGUCAUCAUUAACGCUGUCAACGCCUACUUCCACGCGGACCAAGACAGGCUAGUGGCAGUUGUGCCGCCUCGGGAGUGGAUCGAGGCAGAGGCACUCAAGGGCAACACCGCGAGGACGAUGUGGAGGAUGAAGAAGAAGCUCUAUGGCGAGAGGGACGCGAGCAGAGAACGGGAUUCAGUGGACCUGGAGCUUCAUCAGGAUGGCAUCUACGCGACCGCUGACGACAUCAAGCUCCAGGCAUUCACGACCGAGCUCGGCAGUGAGGUCAAGAUCACGGUGAGCAAGUUACUCAAGGUGGGUGCGAAGUACCAGCAUCUGAAAGGAGGGCGAGUGAGAGUCGAGGGUGGCAUGUUCUUGAUGGGCAACAAGAAGUACGCGGACAAGAUCAUAGAGCUACUGAACCUCGGCAAGGCAAAGAGCUCGCCCACGCCCAUCGUGGCGAAGCUGCUGAAGGAAGACAGCGGGCAUCCUCUGAACGCCGAGGAGACCAGUGUCUACCGACAGUGCGUGGGCAUCGCGAGGUACAUGGUCAAUCAAGUCACGGAGGUCACGUUCGCCGUUCACGUGCUGAGCAAGAGGCUGGCUGCGCCCACCGACAACGACAUGAAGAGGCUCAAGCACCUCGGCAGGUAUCUACUUGGAGUUCGUGACUAUGCACUGUUCUUUCCUAGAGCUGGAGAGGUAGAUAUUUUGGAGUGCUAUACCGACUCGGAUUGGGCUGGAGACACCAUCGACAGAAAGAGUGUUUCGUGCGGGGUGUUGUGUUGCGGCGGCUGCACGCUUCUCGAGUACUCGCGCGGCCAGAGCAGCCAAGCGUUGAGCUCAGGGGGGGCAGAGUACUGCGCGUCAGUGACGGCAGCUGCCGAGGCGAUCCAUCUCCAGAGCGUGAUGGGUUUCCUGGACAUGAACGUGAAGAUCAGGAUCCGCAUGUACUCUGCUGCGGGGAAGGCGGUCUGCCACCGCAUCGGAGUGGGGAGGAUUCGCCAUCUUGAAGUCCGCACUCUGUGGCUCCAGGCCAAGGUGCGAGACGAGAAGCUGGUGGUGGUCAAGCAGGCUGGGGGGACGAACCUAGCCGACGUGGGCACCAAGGCGCGGAUGGCGUGGAAGAGAGCACGGCUGUUCGGGUCAAGCGACUCGACGUCCAAGAUGGCGAGGGUCGGCGCGGCCCUGGUCGCUCUCCUGGACAGCCUGGGCUCGGUGAAGGCAGACGGUGAGUGCGACGUCUACGGCUACGAGACGGACGAGAAGGAUAUCAUCCUGAAGGACACCCGUCUCGGGACUGGCGUGCACCUCCAGGGCAUGAUGCUCAUCGUGGCCAUGAUCUUCAUGGUGAUCGUGGCAUGCGCAGUUGGCGGCUGUGCUGGCUGGUGCGUCGGCUACUUCACGAGGCCGAACCGCACAGAGGAGAGCAAGCAGAUGAAGGAGAAAGUGGAGCUCUCCCAGAGGGCCACCAAGGCCAAGAAGGGGAAGGUCGAGUGCAG